Messenger RNA from Centropristis striata (black sea bass), 1875 nucleotides. RefSeq lists its product as uncharacterized. The record is from RefSeq and is a predicted model, not a curated record. The transcript is spliced from 6 exons. NCBI's taxonomy places the organism in Eukaryota, Metazoa, Chordata, Actinopteri, Perciformes, Serranidae. Bases 140 to 1756 code for a protein of 538 amino acids.
GUGUUUCGACCACCUGCUUUCUGUCUCCAGCUGUCUCAUGCCCACAGAGGAAAACUUCCUUUUAUAUUGAAAGUAUUUGAUGUGACUCAUCUGAAUCCUGUGCAUUAAUAUUAUUUGUUGUAUUGUCACUGAAGCAACGAUGAGAGGAGCAGCUAUGAGAUUAACUGCAGCAGCAGGUGGAUUUGUAGUCUUUCUCCUCUCUAUGUCAGCGGUGCAGGGUGAGAAUGGCUGGAGAGUGACUUACACUCCUACUCAGGUCUGCGCCUUAAAAGGAUCAACUGUGGAAAUGAGCUGCACCUACACAUACCCAUCCAGAAUAAAUUAUCGUGAUACUACAGUGGAGAAAAUAUUAUGGUUUACCAGAGUAAAUCAUGACGAACCUGUGGAUCUGAAAACAGACUCAGAGUAUUCAGGUCGUGUUCAGUACAGUUCUAACAACAACGACUGCACUCUGACAAUCAGAGACCUGAGAGAGAGCGACUCAGCUGAGUACUUUUUCGGGUUCAUAACAAACCAACCAGAUGGGAAAUUUAUAGGUCCACCUGGAGUCAAUUUGUCCAUCACAGAUCCACAUCUGCAUAUAGAGGUGAUUAAAUCAAUAGUCCACCAGAGUUAUGCCAAGGCAGAGCUGAGGUGUCGCAGCAGAUGUCGUCUACCUGAUAGUUCUUCUUACAUCUGGUACAAGAAUGGGCAGAAAGUUCAGGGAGAAACUUCUUCGUUUUCAGUCUCUGCCUCAGCAGACAGUUUCUCCUGUGCACUUAAAGGACAUGAGGAUUCCCCGUCUCCUGCAGUGUGUGUUGAUGGUCAUUACUGCCACAGAGUGAUUUACACUGACAGAAGAAUCUGUAGCUUCAAAGGCUCAUCAGUGGACAUUUCUUGCACGUACAACAGUUAUGAUCGUCCCACAUCUAAGUUCUGGUUCAGUCCUAGACAGUAUCCCUCACAGCCUGAGGACCUUAGAAAAGACUCUAAGUAUGCAGGUCGCAUUAAGAUCCUUGAAACAAACAUAGGACGCUCCACUUUGAGAAUCUCUGACCUGAGAGAGAGCGACUCGGCCGAGUAUCACUUCAGAUUCAAAACAGGAACCUUUGAAUGGAGGAGCAGUUUACCUGGUACCACUCUGACUGUUACAGAUCCAGAUCUGCAGAUGCAGGUGAAACUAUCAUGGUUUUAUCCGUGGGCAGAGCUGAAGUGCCACAGCAGUUGUCGUCUACCUGAUAGUUCUUCCUACAUCUGGUAUAAGAAUGGUCAGAAAACUUGGGGAGAAAAAUCUUCCUAUUCAGGUGUCUUUCAUCCUAAAGACAGCUAUGCCUGUGCUGUUAAGGGAUACAAGGAUUUCCCCUCUCCUUCUGUGUGUAUUCAUGGUCAAACCUGCAACAGAGUGAUUUACACGGACAGAUCCAUCUGUGCCUCCAAAGGCUCUUCAGUGGACAUUUCCUGCACGUACAGCAGUUACGAAGAUCACGUAGAAUCUGAAUUCUGGUUCAGUCAUGAACGCAGUCCUUCUGAACCCGAGGACCUGUUGAAAGACCACCAGUAUGCAGGUCGUGUUCAGGUCCUUGAAACAGAGAGAGGACGCUCCACUCUGAGAAUCUCUGACCUGAGAGACAGCGCCGCAGCCGAGUAUCACUUCAAAUUCAAAACACCGAGCUUUGAGUGGAGGAGCAGUUUACCUGGUACCACUCUGACUGUCACAGGUACUGAUGAGCACAAGCAGAUAUUCACAGCAACACAGCUGAAUAAAAGCAUGUUAUAACAGUCUCUAAUAAGGCACCUCUUAAACCUCUGAAGUCCAGGAGAUUUUGGUUCAAAUUUGUCAACUUCCUAUGUAUUCAUGUCUGUCUCUGUUUAGCAUCUUUCAGUCUGUCCAUACAU